Molecule: messenger RNA, 1482 nt
Organism: Eimeria mitis
Lineage: Eukaryota; Apicomplexa; Conoidasida; Eucoccidiorida; Eimeriidae
Source: RefSeq, a predicted model, not a curated record
AUGCAGCCCUCGCAGCAGCAGCAGCAGCAGCAGCAGCAGCAGCAGCAGCAGCAGCAGCAGCAGAAGCAGGAAAAACAACAACAACAACAGCAGCAGCAGCAGCAGCAGCAGCCGGAUCCUGAGUUGGUUGCUUUUGCAGCUUGUCUCCCUCACCUGCUGCGGGUAGAGCUCGCGCUGUGCUCUGUGCUGCAGCAGCAGCAGCAGCGGCUGGUGUACUGGCAGCAGCGGCUCGUUCAGAAAGCUGCAGCAGCAGACACACCAGCAGCAAAACCGCUGCAGCAGCAGCAACAGCAACACCAGCAGCAGCAGCAGCAGCAACAGCAGCAGCAGCAGCAGCUACGCUCAGCUGCUGCAGAGCUGUUUAGCCUCAGCAGCAGCAGCAGCAGCAGCAGCAGCAACAGCAGCAGCAGCAGCAGCAGCAGCAGGAGCUGCACAGACAGCAACAUUGAUGGAUUCGACGCAGCAACAGCAGCAGCAGCAGCAGCAGCAGCAGGAGCUGCACAGACAGCAACAUUGAUGGAUUCGACCAGAUACAGAGCCGUCCCUGUUCAGGAGUAUCAGCAACAGCAGCUGCUGCUGCUGCGGCAUCUGCAGCUGCAGGAGCAGCGGCAGCAGCAACAGCAGCAGCACAGCUGCCAGCAGCGACACCAGCAGCAGCAGCAGCAGCAGCAGCAACUGCAGCAGCAGCAGCAAGUCUCGCUGCCGCCUCGUGCUGCUCACCUUUGGGCGCAGCAGCAGCAGCCCCGAGGGCCGCCUGUAGGGCUACGGAACCUCAACAGCAACAGCUGGUGCAGCAGCAGCAGCAGCAGCAGCAGCAGCAGCAGCAGCAAUGGCGAGCGCUACGUUGGCAGCUACAGCUGCAGCAGGCAGCACAGCGGAGACCGCAGCAGCAGCAGCAUCAGCAGCCGCAGCAGCUGCAGGCAGCAGAGACACACAGUUGCUGUUACGCCGCUAGACAGAGCUCCUGCUGCUGCUGCUGCUGCUGCUCAUGGCUGCUACGGCUGUCCUGAUGCUGCUGCUGCGGCAGCAGCAGCAGCAGCAGCAGCACAACCAGCAGCAGCAGCAGCAGCAGGAGUCGGCUUGAAGAGACCAGCAGGGGCCCCUGUACCCCAUCGGGGGGCCCUUCAUUUUAGUGUGCAGCAGCAGCGGCAGCAAGAGCUGCAGCAGCUGCAGCAGCUCCAGCAUCAGCAGCAGCUGCAGCAGCAGCAGCAGCAGCAGCAACAGCAGCAGCAUCACUACUAUCAGAACCUGCAAUAUCAGCAGCAGCAACAGUACCAACAACAACUGCAGCAGCAGCAGCAGCAGCAGCAGCAGCAGCAACAGCAGCAGCAGCAGCAGCAACAGCAGCAGCAGCGCAGCAGCAGCAGCAGCAGCAGCAGCAGCAGCAACAGCAGCAGCAGCAGCAGCAACAGCAGCAGCAGCUGCGGCAGCGCCGCAGCAGCAGCAGCAGCUGCACCCUCCAAGGGAAAUGCGUUGUCUUGA